GAGGUCUGAAAGCGUGAAAACGUAAUGUUUAUCGUAUUUGAUGAGAGUUGACAUCAUUUUCCCAGAAAAUAUAUAUUUGAAUAAAUGAUAAACUGAGCCAAAAACCAUUUCAUAUGUAUUUUGAUGGCCAAUCCUAUUACCAUGUUUUAAAUCUCAUUAGAAAUACACAUUUUAGUAUAUAUGUUAUUUUAUUGAAAUUUUCGGCACAAUUUUUUAAUGCAUUUAUUUUUAUAAAUUUUAAUUUUUAUAAUAUUGUAUAUAAUUGUGAAUAUAUUUAACAUUUUUGUAAAUCAAAAAUCCCAAUGUCUUUCAAUAUUGAACGGAACGUAAUGUCGGAUAUGAUGUCGACACCGAAGAUGUCGACAAUGGAUGUGGAGAACAGUCGCGACAACUCCGUGGAAGAGAUCGAAGUGACGUCUGUGACGAAAGAGGGCCAUCCGGUGGGCGAUCCGAGCCAUUUCUCGCUGCUCCGGGUGUUGGGCGAGGGAUCGUUCGGCAAAGUGUUUCUCGUCAAGAAGAUUGUCGGUCCCGACGAAGGAAACCUAUACGCCAUGAAAGUGCUCCGGAAGGCCACCCUUAAAGUACGAGAUCGGGUGCGGAGCAAAAUGGAAAGGGAUAUUCUGGCAGAGGUUCGCCACCCAUUCAUCGUGAAACUCAAUUAUGAUUCUCCCGGAGUCCCUCCGAGUGCUAACGCACACGAAUUGUUCCGUGGCUUCAGUUUUGUCGCAACGAAUCUAUUAGAGGAGACUUUAAUCCCAAACAACGAGAACAACACAAACGCCACAAACAGUUACGAAUCGCCCAAAGCUUCCCAAUCGGUGUCCCGAAUACUACUCCGGACUAUCACUAAAUGCAAAGAGCGGUCGCUUCACGACUACGAGUUCUUCGAAGAGUUGGGCAAAGGAUCGUAUUCUUGUUGCCGACGCUGUGUCCACAAAGAGACCGCCAAACAGUACGCCGUAAAGAUUAUCGACAAAUCAAAGCGCGAUUGUGCCGAAGAAGUGGCGGUUCUCCUCAGAUAUAGUCAACAUUCAAAUAUCGUUACUCUGCACGACGUAUACGAAGACACGACAUCCGUCUACCUGUUUAUGGACCUCAUGUCCGGUGGAGAGCUUUUAGACAAAAUUCUUAACCAAAAGUAUUUCAACGAACGCGAGGCGAGCGCUGUGUUGGAAGUGAUCGCCACUACCAUUAAGUUCUUACACGAAAACGGAGUAAUUAUUUCAAUAAUA
This is a messenger RNA of Medioppia subpectinata, 1232 nucleotides long. Lineage: Eukaryota; Metazoa; Arthropoda; Arachnida; Sarcoptiformes; Oppiidae. The record is from the annotation of a GenBank genome assembly.